AUGGUUGAGACGAGCAAUUCCACACAAAAUGACAACCCGGCCACCGAGCCGGUUGUCCCCAAGACCGAGCCGUUGCCUGAAGGCUCGAUCAGCUCGGCGGUGUCAACACCUGAGGCCGAGGGGGAGAUUCUGAUGCAAGAUGUGACCCAGACUCAGAAGCGCAAAGGGGGAAGAAAACCAAUCUAUGCUACCUCGGAGGAGCGGAAGCAACGCAACCGCCAGGCCCAGGCUGCCUUCCGUGAGCGUCGCACAGAGUACAUCCGCCAGCUCGAGUCCACCAUUAAGCGCAAUGAAGACUCCCUGCAGACCCUUCAGCAGAAUCAUCGUAGCGCCGCUGAUGAAUGCUUGAUGCUGCGCUACAAGAACUCCUUGCUCGAACGUAUCUUGCUCGAAAAAGGAAUCGAUGUGCAAGCAGAGCUGCGACUGAAGGCCGGGGCCCCCGGCGCGGGCGCUGCUAAGCCCACCCCUAUGGCAGCGAAGCCUCCCUCCACCCUGGAGCGCGCUGCCGUAAACCGAACCUCGGCUCAACGGCAUCCUGGCAUCGCUCCCAAGGAGCCCUUUGGCAUGGCUCAACAUCGUGAUGGUGCGUAUGGUAUUCCGUCGCCACAAUUUCAGGCCACGCCUCCGUCCCAUGUCUCCUCCCCGUCCCACGCCAAAUCCCCGGGUUUUCCCUUCCAGGGAGCGAUGUCGCCAGUUGGGGUGGAUCCCCAGGCGCAGCAGCGCUCGCAGAUGCUGUCGCACUCGCGAAAUAUCAGCCAAACCUCGCCGCCGAUGAGCAUCGGCCAGCCGGAGUCGACCGACCCAAAGGCCGCCAUGCCGGGUGGUACGAAUCCCCGAGCUCCCCGCGUCCCCUCCGCGUACUACCCAUCGCCAUUCCAGAAGCACUAUGACCAACUGGAACAGGAGUAUGAUGCCCAGGCCGACAUGAUUGACGAGGAGCAUGAUUCCACCGUGGGCGCCUCGCCCUACGUCUCCGGCUACAACAAUCCCGCGUCUGUGCCGGCGGGCUCUCACCCCAUGGGGGCUCAUAAUCUCAACCAGUACACCCAACAUGCGGCAGAGGGAGCCAAUGGCGCCUAUAACAAUGCGAACCACCUCAUGGGGAACUAUGAACCUAUGUUGGAUGCCGAUCCAUUUGGAUUGAGUGCGAGCAUGCAUUUCCAGACUCCUUUCAGUUACGAGCAGAAUAAUACCCGCCAUUAA
Molecule: messenger RNA, 1203 nt
Organism: Aspergillus niger
Lineage: Eukaryota; Fungi; Ascomycota; Eurotiomycetes; Eurotiales; Aspergillaceae
Exons: 4
Coding region: 1-1203 (400 amino acids)
Cellular component (GO): RNA polymerase II transcription regulator complex
Molecular function (GO): DNA-binding transcription activator activity, RNA polymerase II-specific; transcription cis-regulatory region binding
Source: RefSeq, a predicted model, not a curated record